UGUGACAGUCUAGCUCCACCGCCUCCUCCUCCGCCUCCCUCUCUCACUCUUUCAUGCAGUCUCGCGCAUCCACAUCUCUUCAUUGCUCCGUCUGCUCAGCUUCUGUUCCCGCUUUGUUGACACAUCCCUUCAUUCUCUCCUCCUUCUUCCUUCACCUUCUUUUUUACAUUUUUUAUUCCACAUCUUCGACAUGCUCACGUGAAGUCCGCCAACUUGCAGAGCACUGUGGAUGCCGAGUUAAAAAAUUAAAAGAAGGCAAAUGCUCUAUCGGGGAAUAAGAGAAACAACUACGCACGUUUGCAUCUUUCGUUGAGUGCCUUGGCUUGAACAGAGCAACAGGAUGGAUCUGUCAUUCAUGGCUGCGCAGAUCCCAGUUAUGACGGGAGCCUUCAUGGACUCCUCGCCCAAUGACGACUACAGCGGCGAACACUCGCUCUUCAACUCCUCAGCCAGUGUCCACGCCGCUGCCUCUGCCGCCUCGGUACACGGCCAGCCGGAUGAGUCGCAGUCCAUGUCCAGCGAUGCCAUCUGGCUCUGGAUCGCCAUCAUCGCUACCAUCGGAAACAUUGUGGUGGUUGGCGUUGUCUACGCCUGCACUUUCUGAUGAACAUAAUGCUUACAAAGACAAUCAUGCACACUCACACACACAUACUGCUUUCUCUGGAUCUCUGGAAACCUGAGCGAGGCCACACUUUGUCGACAGACACUAUCUCUCUAUGUCUCUUUCUCUCUCUCUCUCCCUCGCACUUUUGGAUCAGUCUGAGCCCCUAAGGUUAUGGAAGUUGUGAUACUAGACAAUGACAUAUAGACUAUUAUAUUUCUUCAUCAGAGGGAAAGACGGGGACUUGGCUGCAUUCGUCAGCGCCAAGCAUUUUUGGAUGCUACAACUGGAAGUUUGAAAAGAAGCUUUUGUGUUCAACAGCUCUUUAGUUAAAAACAGAAACAUCAGAAAUGCGCUCUCAACAAAGAAUCAAAGGAACGUGUGCUUUUUUUUUUAGCUUAAGUUUGUUUCCGUGUUUCUCCUCAGACAACACCCUCACUUAUAAUGCAGAGAUGCGAAUAGAGAUAUGGGGCUUGAGAGUCAGGUUGAUCCAGGCUAUCUUUAACAUCCACCAGAUAGUUGCUUUGCAAUUCAGGACAGUGCUGUUAAAUUAUGCGGCUGAACAGAGAUGCUGAAUGUUGAAACAUUUAGAAAGUGCUUGGAUUCUUUUCAUGCAGUCAACCCUGAAGCCCAGGAUGUUAGAGCUCAUUUAAGGACUAAUUUGUAGAUGAAACAUAGUGAGGACAUUGAUCAUCAGUGUAUAUAGUAUCUAAACAAUUUUACUGACAGGAAACAAAGAAACAAACACAUUUAAAAACUCAUAAAAUUGUUUCUGUAAUGCUAACUCAAUUAUACACAAUGGAUGAUGAUUUUGUAGUGUAAAACUAAGUCAACAUCUUUCAAAUGAAUGGUCUUAUUGUCGAAUACUUACAGUAAUAUUCACUAGGGAUUAUUAGAAAAUCUAAUUGUAUUGUCAUGGUCUGUUCAGUUAUGUUUAGAUAUUAUCUACAGAUGUUAACGAAAUACAAUUAAAAGCACAAAUUGAAUCGCAAGAUGACGUAGCCUACUUUACUUACUGCACCUAAUUAUUUUUUGUAGUCAUUUUCUUAAAGUACAGCUUGUAAAAGUAUUUCUCAUCACUCAGAAUUUAUACUGUCAAGAGGGCAGGGCAGAUGUGGAAAAUUGGUAAAUGUACGUGUUCAAUUUAACACACACCAGCUCUGUAGUGAACUUUGUGAUACAUGUUUGCCCAUGUGAGUAGGGAAAGGGAUGUUGUCAUGUAUCAAGCUGUCCCUCUAAAUUUCUCACUGUUCAGUAAAUCAGUCUCCAUGGAAACUAAUUGGGAACAACGACUUUACUCUGAGACUCAAGCGUUAACCUGCAGGCACUGAUGCAAUGUAUUCUGCUUAUUCUGAGCAUUUAAUAUUUACUCAAACACAGGAAACAAUGCACUGAAUUUACACAAAUAUUACAUCUGGUAUUAUUUGCAUUUUUUGAACUCUGCUAAUUAUGUGUGCUUUGCUUACACUGUUUUAUUUCAAUUUUUUAAGAAAGCAAGCUACCAUAGGUUAACUGAUAUAAAUGUUGUUUUUUCGAAUGUGAAUUCAAAGUAGUUUUAUUUUUGAUUGACAAACUGACUGAUCUAUAUAUUUAGACAGAGAGAGAAAUAGAAAGAGAGUACUGUUUUUUCCAGUAAACUUGUAUUUCUUCUAAGAUUUAUGAGAUAAUAUCAAUAUGCUUUAGAUUAAAAUAUAUGAACUUGUCUUGUAAACACCAUACUGUACAUGUUCAAAUGUUCAUACACUGUGAAUUAGAAUACUAGCUUCCUGUAUCAACUGUACCAAUGUAAGGAGAAAUUCAGACACAGCACUCUGUUAUUAUGAGUAUACUACAAUGUUUAAAGAAGGACUUUUUAAGCCUGUUAUUUUUAUUAAAUGGUUGAUGUAGAAAUGUAUUUAGACAUGUUGUAAACCACGUACACAAUGCUCCUUUUGUAAAGACAUAUGCUACUAUUAAAAUUUCUGUAAUAAUG
Messenger RNA from Cottoperca gobio, 2573 nucleotides. RefSeq lists its product as uncharacterized. Lineage: Eukaryota; Metazoa; Chordata; Actinopteri; Perciformes; Bovichtidae. The record is from RefSeq and is a predicted model, not a curated record. Bases 341 to 604 code for a protein of 87 amino acids. The transcript has 2 exons.